CACGUGCGGCGCGCACCAUGGAGCUGGAGGAGCUGGGCAUCCGCGAGGAGUGCGGCGUGUUCGGCUGCAUCGCGGCCGGCGUGUGGCCCACCGAGCUCGACGUGCCGCAUGUCAUCACGCUGGGGCUCGUGGGGCUGCAGCACAGGGGCCAGGAGAGUGCCGGAAUUGUGACAAGUGAUGGAGAGUCAUCCCAGGCAUUCAAAGUACACAAGGGAAUGGGUCUUAUUAACCACGUGUUCAAUGCAGACAGCCUGAAGAAGCUAUAUGUUUCAAACCUUGGGAUCGGGCACACAAGGUACUCCACCUCCGGAAUUUCUGAGCUGCAGAACUGCCAGCCUUUCGUUGUAGAAACUCUUCACGGGAAGAUUGCUGUGGCACACAAUGGGGAACUAACAAAUGCUGUACGACUUAGAAGAAAGCUGAUGCGCCAUGGUGUGGGACUGUCAACCAGUUCUGACAGUGAGUUGAUCACCCAGCUGCUGGCCUUCACACCUCCUCUAGAAAAUGACGAUACUGCAGACUGGGUAGCAAGAAUAAAAAAUUUGAUGAAUGAAACUCCAACUUCAUAUUCUUUGCUAAUUAUGCAUAAAGAUAUAAUCUAUGCAGUACGUGAUCCAUAUGGGAAUCGUCCGCUCUGCAUCGGCCGCCUUAUUCCAGUAGGGGAUAUGAACGGAAAAGGAAAAGAUAACAGUGAAACAGAAGGCUGGGUAGUCUCCUCUGAAUCCUGUAGCUUUUUAUCUAUCGGUGCAGAGUACUAUCGUGAGGUCCUUCCUGGUGAGAUUGUGAAAAUAUCCCGAUAUGAGGUCCAAACGCUGGAUGUUGUACCAAGACCUGAAGGAGAUCCAUCAGCAUUCUGCAUCUUUGAAUAUGUUUAUUUUGCAAGACCAGACAGUAUCUUUGAAGGUCAGAUGGUAUAUUCAGUCAGGAAAAGAUGUGGCCAACAACUUGCUAUCGAGGCACCUGUGGAAGCAGACCUGGUCAGCACUGUUCCGGAGUCUGCAACCCCAGCAGCUCUUGGUUAUGCACAAAAGUGUGGACUACCGUAUGUUGAAGUACUCUGUAAAAAUCGAUAUGUAGGAAGAACUUUUAUCCAGCCAAACAUGAGGUUAAGGCAGCUCGGUGUUGCAAAAAAGUUUGGAGUUCUGUCUGACAACUUUAAAGGCAAGCGAGUCGUUAUCAUUGAUGAUUCAAUCGUGAGAGGCAAUACCAUUUCACCCAUAAUAAAGCUACUAAGGGAAUCUGGAGCUAAAGAGGUGCAUAUUCGUGUGGCUUCACCUCCCAUAAAAUUUCCUUGUUAUAUGGGAAUAAACAUUCCAACAAAAGAAGAACUCAUUGCCAACAGACCUGAAUUUCAUGACCUUGCAAACUAUAUUGGAGCAGACAGCGUUGUUUACCUWUCUGUGGAAGGGCUGGUAUCCUCUGUGCAAGAAAGCAUCAAAGCAAGGCAAGAGAGUGAGAACAACCUCAAAAUGCAGAAGUCGCGUGCUGGAAAGAUCGGUCAUUGCACAGCGUGUCUUACCGGAGAGUAUCCUGUAGAGCUAGAAUGGUGAAAUUUCAGUAGAUGAUCAUGAGUUCAUCUCCUGCUGAACAGAGAUUUCUCAAAGAUGUCUUUUUGCUAUUAGUUUUCCUCCAUGUUAGAUAAUACUUAAAGCUUAUUUCAUCUAACUAAUUACUGUUACUAAAACACUUUGUACAGACUUACAAGAAAUGCGUGGUGAUAAAAAACAGGUAAGCAGAUAAAAAUACAGAAUUGUAGUUUCCAAGGCACAGUUGGGCCUUCUUUUCCUCAAAAAAUAAUUUAAAAGCCAAAGUGUUCUUAAUUAUGUAGGUGUCCCAGAGUUUUUUUUUUUUGUCUCGGUCUUGCUCUGGAAGUACAAUACGCCUGUUAGACUUGUUCACAACUACAAAUCAUGGAUCAUGUAGCAUAAUUUCAAAUUAUCAAAAUGUUAAUGAAGAAGUAUGUAAAGUAUGCUUUACUCUUUAGGAAAAAAAGAACAAAAUGCUGAAUUGCUUCCUUGGCAGUUCCUGCAUAUCUUCCAUCCUAGAAGUAACUAACUUUCGCAUAUAGCUGAGUAGUCCUUAUUAACAAGACUUUUGUAAUUAAUAAGUGUCCAAGUUUUACGAACAUGAUGUGUAGCACAUGAUUUUAAAAAUUAAAAGCUCAGGGAAACAUUCAGCCAAAAGUUCUCUAGUUUUAUGUUUUCAAAAAAAGAAUUUUUAAGUCCACUGUGAAUUGCAUUAUCUUUGGGUGCUUUUACUAAUUGCCAAUAGAAUGUGAAAGGAGAAAAAUGCCGGGCAUUGUCAGUGAUUGUUAUAUUCUCUGUCACAUUGUGUUUUSUUCCAGAUAAAUCCCUCAAAGUUUGGAAAGUCUGAGCUAAUGCUCAGUAUGUUUCGUUUAUUUUUUUUCUUUUUUUAACGUACGUCAACCUUCAAUGUAAAGUCAAAACUAAAAUUACCUUUCUUGCUUAACAAUAAGUAUGAACCUAUGCCAACUAAAGGAUAUGAGUUGUGUUUUGAGUGUGCUGUUAUUUUGUUACAGUAUUGCUGUCACAUAAUAAAUAYAAUGUUUAAAAAAAAAAAGUUUAGAGGAAACAUCAGCUGUUGUUUUGCCAGUUGAUGGGGGAGCACCGGAAAGAACCAGACAGCAAGGGCAAGAAUGGUAGUAUUUAUGAUUAAUACUAAAUAAUACAGAAAUKAAAUGAUACAUCUAACAAAACAAUAAGCUUAUUACCUGGUUGGUUUUAACAACAAAGUAAGCAAGGUAACGCACCUAACCGUUAGUAGACUAUUAGUAGAAUAGCAGUUAAGRGAAAGAUACAUCACCAAUUGCCCAAAUCCCUUAGCAUCAUCCAGAUGGGCCAUCACUGGGGAGCCCCUGUUGCAAGGAGGAUUGGGAGAACCUCCCCAGCAACUGAGAGGUCUUCCACGGUGUCACGCUCCUGUGGUUAACUAAACACAGUUGUGAGGAGCCCUUCCUUCCCAAGAUAAAAAUGURUGUGCAUGUUUUACCCA
Molecule: messenger RNA, 3012 nt
Organism: Nothoprocta perdicaria
Lineage: Eukaryota; Metazoa; Chordata; Aves; Tinamiformes; Tinamidae
Gene: PPAT
Product: phosphoribosyl pyrophosphate amidotransferase
Exons: 11
Coding region: 18-1550 (510 amino acids)
Biological process (GO): purine nucleobase biosynthetic process; purine nucleotide biosynthetic process
Molecular function (GO): amidophosphoribosyltransferase activity
Source: RefSeq, a predicted model, not a curated record